CUACCAGCAGAAGGGGGAUUUGCGUUUACCAAGUGAACAUCUAUAGCAUCGUUCUCUAGGUGGCGUUUCGCACUUUUAUUUCGGAAAGGGAAUUACAAUACAACAAUGUUUUGACGAAGAGAGUCUUCCCAACGCUUCUAUCAUCCACUUAGCGGUUCUUAGGCAUCAGCGAAACAUUCUCUCGCAUCAGCAGAAACGUCGGAAGCUCCUCAAGCUUGUUCCUCUUUUCGUUGUUUCUUCCUCUUGCACGGCGUAUAGAUACCAGGGGAGGACACUUUUGCUGCCACGUCGCUUUUUGGUGCUAGUUUUUUAUUUUUAUUUUUUUAAUUCACGAGAUGAACUAAUCGGUGUCUUGAUUAUUGAGGUGACGUCAUAAAGGCCUGGAUGAGAGUUGGUCUCUAACGAACUACCGCUACUUCCAAACACAUUCAGAAUGAUGGUAGAAUGGGGCAAGGUGUCGAUACGGUCGUCUUCCAACAACAAGUUGCUCGGGGUUGCUGUGGCGGUGUUGCUGCUGUGUGUCUGUGUGGCAGCGGGACAGAGCUGGCAUUGUGGUAGGGCAGCGCAGACCAUCAUGGGCAUGUGUAACAGCUGCUACGCCUCACACGACAAAAGAAGUAUUUCGAAACCCUCUUAUACACCAGCAAAGCCUUUCCUACACAAACGAAAUGCAGUGCACUUCCUCAGAACGACAAAACGAGAAAUUGAAAGUCGGCCCUCUAUGGGUGACACGGCGAUUGAGGUGGCGGUGGAGCGGAGGUCAACGGGUAACCGCGGUUUCAUCCACGAGUGCUGCAACAAGUUCUGCGAUCCGGGGGAAAUGGUGUUGUACUGCUGCGAGAAACGGCAAAUAGAAUGGGCGCAAUUUCACAACCUGUUAAAAGCAUAGCACGUGUUAUAUGUAGUAAACAACAACAGCAGCAGCAACAUAAUCACCAUCACCAUCAACAGCAACAUCAACAACAACAUCAACAUCAACAUCAACAACAACAUCAACAGAUACGCCUGUUUAUUAGAGUGUAGAAAAGCAGUAAAUGACAUACAUUAAUUUUGCCAGAGUAGGAUAUUGAUUUGAAUUUAAAAGAGUCGGUAGUUGGAAUUACACAUGGUUAAUCAUUUUCUAAUUUGUUAUAGAGGGAUAUUCAGCGGUUAUUAGGUCGGCUUUAGGCUUUUUAAAUAACUAGAUUGGUUAUAUGUUUCAUUUAAUUUACAUGACACUGCCUUUUGUUAUGUUCUACGACCAUUCAAAGAUUCGUUUAAAUGUUGGAUAAUGAAAAUAUAUAUAUAUAUAUAUAUAUAUAUAUAUAGUUCUACGUUCCUUUCGAGAUCCGGCCAUAUUUUUCUUUCAUGAAUUAUAUCCUCCAUUUUCUUACAUGUGUCUCCCCAUGUUUCGGGAAAUUUGAAAGAAGUACUGAACUUUCACCGCUCAAAAUUCAAAAUGAUUCUAUUCUUUUGCAAAUAUUCUAACAUGAGUUCAAUGUGUAUAUCUUUAUACAAAACUUGCUAUAAAAAACACAGACUAAUUGUAUGUUUUGUUUUCUGAGCAUUACAUGAAUGAAAGAUUGUUAUCAAAUUUCGUGUUAACGUGAAAAUGAAUGUGCUCAACCCACCUUCGUUCGCCGCGCAUCUUUGUCAUU
Strongylocentrotus purpuratus (purple sea urchin) is the source of this 1637-nucleotide messenger RNA. RefSeq lists its product as uncharacterized. NCBI's taxonomy places the organism in Eukaryota, Metazoa, Echinodermata, Echinoidea, Camarodonta, Strongylocentrotidae. The transcript is spliced from 3 exons. The coding region runs from base 434 to 889 and encodes 151 amino acids. The record is from RefSeq and is a predicted model, not a curated record.